GAGAUAGCGAUAUACCCAUUACAGGGUUAUAUAAAACAAAAUUUAUUAGCGAAUGUAUUUUUAUUAUACAUUUAAAAGGAACUAAAAAUGUGAAAGUAGGUUUUUUUUCAAUGAAAGAAAAAAAAUUGCUAAGUCAUUUAAGGAUUUGUUUAUAAGUGUUGUUUUACAAAUAAUGCGUGUUUGUGUGUACAGGGACAUAUAUUACAAUACCAUAGCGGAUAUAUUCUAGUUAUAAACAGACAUGGCCAGUGACGAAACAUCUAAACCGGCUUGGUCAAACAGUGAUGAGGCAACAACACAGGAUGCGGAAAAAUUACAACAAGAACGAAGAAACCGGAAGCCAUUUUUCUACUGUAGAUGGGUGGCAACACGUCCUUAUCUUAUGUUUUUUGUGACACUUAUUCUACAGUUGUUUCCGGUCGUUAUAACUGGGAUUCUGUUCGGUGCCAACUAUGAUUUGUUUCCGACAAACUUUGAAGUUUUACCUAUGGAACUUUAUGACAUACCGUACAGAGUGAGAGAUUAUGCAUAUAGGGACAAACACAUAUAUGACAACAGUAUAAGCAGAUCACUCACAGAUACAGGGUACCCUACGUACGAAAGAGGACUCUCAUAUUCGUUUUCAAAUAUCGAACUAUUUUUUGAUGCGGAUGGCGGAAACAUUUUAACAAAAGCAAAAUUACAGACUAUCAAAUAUAUUGAAGAACAUUUGAUAGCAUCGGAUGGAUAUAGUACUUCAUUUUGUCAUACUAAAAAUUCAUCCUUGAUCUGCAAAGAUCCGACUUCUCUGAUAAGAUAUUUUGAUGGAACUUUUGCAUAUGUUAGCCCGAUUUUUAAUGAUCCGACAUUCAGCAACAUUGCUGGUGUUAUUUAUGAAGCAUAUACCAAUAAUUUGACGAAAGCAGAUUUUGAGUAUUUCUUGCCAAAGAGCUUCAGCAUUACUCCGACAACAUCCUCGGUCUCGGUCACCAGAACACAAAUUGCAAUUGGCUGUUCCUUAUCCGGAAGUACAAAAUGCCUUUUAAUGAGAGAUACAGCCAGGGAAUGGCUUGGGAAAACAAUGAAACCGAGGCUUGAAACUCUUCUUGAUGAUAUUUCACAGUUUGAUUUUUAUUAUAUUUCGUCAAACCUAUUAUUCUAUGACGUUAUUCAACAAGCAAUGAAAGACAUGAUGUUCGCUAUUGGAAGUAUGCUCUUCAUAUUCUGUUUCAUGACAUUCCACACGCGGUCCUUGUUCGUUUCCGGUUUGGCUGUUAUGAGUAUUUUAACGAGCUUUGCCGGGACCAAUUUGAUAUACAGAUGUAUAAUAGGAUUUGAGUAUCUAGGAUUCUUCCAUGUUUUGGCGAUAUUUAUAAUCUUGGGUAUUGGAGCAGACGACUUGUUUGUUUUCUAUGACUCUUGGCGGUUAACAGCAUUUUCACCGUAUCCCUCACUAGCACAUCGUCUGACAGAAGCAUAUUCCAAAUCAUGUAAAAGCAUGUUAAUAACGUCCAUCACAACGGCCGUCGCUUUCACCGCUAGUGCUUUAUCCCCUUUACUUGCCACCAAGUCGUUUGGUGUUUUUGCCGCCAUUUUGGUUAUCUAUAAUUAUCUAUCGGUGAUUAUUUUCUUUCCAACGGUUGUUAUGGUUUAUCAUAUAAAAUAUGAGGACUGGACAUGGCCCUGCUGCCGAUGCAGUAAAAAGGGAGACAAUGGCAAAAUAGAAAAUGACCAAAGAACGAACUCGAUGUCCAAAGUCGUACCUGAGAACGUGUAUACAGUACAGUCAAAUGACUCUAAAGAUCCUUCAAGCCCAAUUAAAGGAGAUUUUGUUCGCCCAUCGGCUCGAUUGAGUCCUAUUAAAGCCAAGGAACUUUCUGAUAAAAGUAAGAUUGAAAACGGAUACUCUACACGGAGCGUUUCCGAAUACGACAAUGAUAUUAACAAACAUAUGACUACAAUACAAAAACUUAACUCUCCAUGCAUUCCAAAAGCGAAACAAAAGGAAAAAAAGCUAGUGGUUUUUUUCAGAGAUCAUUAUUGGCGUUUCAUAACAUCAAAAUGGACGAGAUUUGCUCUCUUGCCGGUUUUCAUAGCAACAGUGUGUGUGUUUGGUUACUUUGCUUCUACACUGGAACCAGACAACGAGAACUUACAACUUUUCCAAGACGACCACCAUUAUUCCAAAGCCCAGUACGCACAAGAGUAUACUAUGUUAGUUAGCACAGACGACAGUCUCGUCCAAAUCCACGUGGUCUGGGGACUAAAGAACAAGGAUCGUAGCCAUUGCCACUUUUCUUCUAUACAAUGUCGGGGCAAUAAUGUAUAUGAUGAUGAUUUUGAUCCGAAUACAGUGGUUAAUCAGCAGGCAUUGAUGACGUUCUGUAACAGACUGCAUAACAUGACAGCAGCAGAAAUACAGGAGUACAAGAUACGAACAGAUUCCUCCACAGGACAGCUAGAGAUUGCGUGUUUUACUAAGGAUUUAGAUACAUUUCUUCAAUCGAAAUCAGCAGACAUUGGUAUAGGAGACUUAUCACUACCAUGGGACUAUACAAAGACUAUGAAUUUUACGAAUGCCUUACCAUCUCACUACGACACAUCCUCCUUUACAACAGCUUUCAAAGACUAUUUAGCAAUACCUGUUGGAUACUGGCUUUAUAACGAGUUUCAGAAAAAUUACACGGCUGAUUUUGGACAUCACGAUGCCCUGAUUGGUGAAUAUAAAAAUACAAGUGGAUUUACAAAACAGCUUCUGUCAGAUUCUUCAAUAUAUUAUGGAACACAAUUUAAGUACAUAGCCGUAGAGAUCAAUACCACUAUCAACCGGAAAACAACCGGAUAUGCUACUGGAAUACCGUUAGUGGAAUUAUGGGAAACAUUCAUAAAUGAUCAGAUCUCAAAGAUGCCGACUGGUCUAAAAGGCGGAUUCCAACUUACAUUCCAAACAUGGCACUGGUUUUAUGUACAGAAGAGUUUAGCGGACAACGCAGUACAAGGAAUCAUCAUAGGUGUGACCUUGGCCUUUCCUAUCCUGACCUUGACAACCAUGAAUGUGAUAAUCGGAUUUUUUGCAACAAUGUCAAUUUGCUGUACAACAAUUUGUGUAAUAGGAGUGAUUCCCCUUGCUGGUUGGAAACUUGGAUUAUUAGUUUCGUUGAACAUGUGUAUUGUCGUCGGGUUAGCUGUGGAUUAUGUUGUGCAUUUGGCGGAAGGAUAUCACUUAUCACUACACAAGGAUAGAUUAAAUAGAACACGUGACAUGCUGGAAGAAAUGGCAACAUCCGUGUUUUCAGGUGCAUGUACAACUUUGGGAGCGUCGUGUUUUAUGUUUUUUGCAAUGGUUCAAUUUUUUCUACAGUUUGGGAUAUUUUUAUUCUGCACAAUUGGGUUUUCUUUGUUUUUCUCUCUCGGUUUGUUUACCCUUUUAAUGGGAAUGCUUGGUCCCGAGAACAACACAGGGUGUUUGAAAACAUUGUUUGCCAAGUGCAGAAAUAAAUGGAAAAAGGCAGAGAAAAAGGAGAAAUCGGAAACAGAUUCCGAAAUAACUUUGAACCCGUCGAUGUCAGCGUCAACGAUAAGUGCUGCUGGAUCACAAAACAAAUUAAUUCAGUCACAGGUUCCGCCGCACGUGUCACGAAUAAACGUUAAUGGAUUUGACAACAAAAAUGUAUGAAUUGUCCUAACUACGAUUUGAUUUAGGUAGUUUAGCAGAAUAUUGCAUCAAAGACUGUUGGAAAAUCUGUGAUAAGAAAUAUAUUCUGUGCUUUAGGUCAAACUUUCAUGUUAAGAAUUAGUAAUGUAUUGUAAUACAAUGUAAGGAAAAGAGAGAUUAUGAUCACAGGUGAAUCUGUUUAAUUUAUAUAUUUAGUAUUGUGGAUCAUCGGAGAAUCUCAAAACUCUUGAAACAUUAAUGUUUUUAAAGAAGCCGUUCAGGAUUUUAAUUUAUACUCAUCCCCAUUAGUGUAUUUUAUGUAUCAUUUUAACAUCAUCAAAACGUAAAAUGUAACAUUUUAGACAUAACAUAAAAUGUAACAUUUUAGACAUAACAUAAAAUGUAUCAUUUUAGACAAAACAUAAAAUGUAUCAUUUUAGACAUAUCAUGAACUGUAACAUUUUAGACAUUACAUUAAAUAUUCACUCCAUGUACCAUUUUAGACAUAUUAACAUUAAAUGUAACAUUAUGUAUAUAGAAACAUAGAAUGUUACAUUUUAGACGUAACAUAGACCAUUACAUACAAUGAAGUGUUUUAGACAUUACAUAAAAUGUAACAUUUUCGACAUUCCAUGUAAAAUAUUCUACUUUUGGUAUGUUAUUUGGGUGAACAAAAAUCCCAUUCAGCGUGUCGCAUGAAUAAAAGGAACAGUCCAAGUUCAUGGGACAAAAUAACCCAUUUAAUUUUCGAAAUAGACUCUGAUAUACUACAAUCUAAUCUGAUCAAAAAGCGAUUCUGCGUCAUAGCGUACAAGGAUCUGUCAACACUCCGUGUUGCUAUCUGUCCCAAUAAUAUUUACAUGAGCGAAUGAAAUACCAAACUUCACAUUUUUGUCGGUAUGCAUUUAUCCGACAAAGCCAGAGCAUCCCGAUAGUUGUUUAAACAGAAAGUAGCACAUGACGUUUUCAUAUGCUUGGACACUGGAUCUGUAUUUCAGUCACAUUGACUCAAAUUAUGUAACAUUUCAAAAAUCUGAUUUUGACCCUUCUCGUGAUAUAGAUAAAGGGCUAUUAAGGGUUAUUGCCCUUUUAAUCGAAUGAAGAUACAUUGUUUAUUAGUUUAACGCUGUAUAAAAUAUGUAAAGCAUUGUUACCUGGAAGUAUGUGUAAAAAAGUAUUAACAUAUUUUAGGGAGAAUAUAGGCAUAAAAAGUCGCUAUCUCGAUUGGUGCUGAAUUUGAAAUUUAUAUAUAUGAGGGUCUGGAUUGGGGGGGG
Molecule: messenger RNA, 4908 nt
Organism: Mytilus trossulus (common blue mussel)
Lineage: Eukaryota; Metazoa; Mollusca; Bivalvia; Mytilida; Mytilidae
Exons: 11
Coding region: 242-3655 (1137 amino acids)
Cellular component (GO): membrane
Molecular function (GO): transmembrane transporter activity
Source: RefSeq, a predicted model, not a curated record